AUGAGAGUUCCUAAAGAUGGCUUUUCAGGAACUGGCAUUUUCCCACAUCCUUUCCAUAAAAUGAUUAUGAAACCACAUCACUUCGAGAUACUCAAUUUUCUCUACAAGAACUUGGUUGUGGAAAACUCAAAUGGAUGCAUCAUAGCUCAAACUCCAUUAUCUGAGAAGACCUUCUUGAUGAUCAGUUUCAUCUAUGGUUACUUAGAAAAGCACCCAAAUAGUAAAUCUCUAUUUGUGCUUCCUAAGUGGGUGUUGAACUUAGAGGUUUUAAAGCGAUGGAUCAAAACCUGGAGUAUAAUCUUCUUAGGGGCCAAACAAUUCUCCAACAUAGUAUCUGAUAACAGUGGUGCAGAAGCUUCAGAUUCUUGUAGGGAUAUUCUCUUAAACAUUCUUUCGGUUGUUGUUUUCGACAGAGGAACUGAUCCGAGGAACGAGAUGAUGAGCUUUCUUAAGGUUGUUUCUCGUAUCAAGACGCCACAUAAGGUUCUACUCACUGGCUCACUAUACCAAAACAACAUUAAGGAGGUUUUCAACAUUCUUGAUGUUGCUUUCCCCGAGUUUCUGAAGCAUAACCAAAUUGGUAAAAAUUUCAGAAAACUCCUUAAUGUUGAAGCUGAUGGACCUUCAACGAAUUUGAAGAUGCCCUUGUUUGAUAAAUUGGAGGAAGCUUUGCUUAGUCAAGAUUCUGAUCAUGGAGACAAGAUUUGUUACUUAACCGAACUAAAGAUGUUGACAAACAAGGUUAUCUACAAUCACAAAGGAGAGUGUCUCCUUGAAGUUCCGGGAUUGAUGGACUUCACGGUGGUCUUAAAACCGACAUCAAGCCAAAAGUCAGCAUGGGAGGUUGAAAGAAAGUCCAAUGGGAAAGGUUUCAAAAAGUACUCUACCUUAAGCGGAAUCAUGCUUCACCCACUGCUAUGUGCUUUCUCAGACCGGGCAAAAGGUCUUCCUGCCCCCAACGAGGAUGAGAUGGAUGAGAUGUAG
Messenger RNA from Arabidopsis thaliana (thale cress), 984 nucleotides. RefSeq names its product DNA repair protein-like protein. Gene Ontology annotation, biological process: gene silencing by siRNA-directed DNA methylation. NCBI's taxonomy places the organism in Eukaryota, Viridiplantae, Streptophyta, Magnoliopsida, Brassicales, Brassicaceae. Gene Ontology annotation, molecular function: ATP binding. The record is from RefSeq and is marked reviewed. The transcript is spliced from 2 exons. Gene Ontology annotation, cellular component: nucleus. The coding region runs from base 1 to 984 and encodes 327 amino acids.